AUGGAUUACAUUUCUGUAGACGCAACAGAUAUUACUGUAUCUAAUUUUGUGAAUUUUGGAGCAUCUUGUAUGAUUAUAUUUGGUGGCAUUGCUCCAUAUGUUCCUCAAUACAGAGAAAUCAAGAGGACAGAGAAUGCAGAUGGAUUCUCUAUGCAUGUGUGUUUAGCUUUACUUUUAGCUAACAUACUCAGAAUAUUAUUUUGGUUUGGAAAAAGAUUUGAAUUCCCUUUACUUUUUCAAAGCUUUUUUAUGAAUAUUGCAAUGCUAUUUAUGAUUAAAUUAUGUGUUCAUAUAAAAAAUAAAAAACAAAUGUUCAAGCACAAAGAAAGAGUUUUCACAGAUUUUGAUAUGAAAUAUUUCUGGGCAUGGACUGAUUUUCAAUCAUACUUAGAUUUUUUAUUAGUGUUUUCAUUACUUACUUCAAUUUUAACUUAUAUUUUUAUCAAAUCACCCAUAUUUAUUGAAAUGGUUGGCUUUAUGGCAGUUUUUACCGAAGCAAUGUUGGGUAUGCCACAGUUGUUUCAAAAUUAUUAUAAUAAAUCGACAAGAGGAAUGAGUUUGUUGAUGGUAUUAAUGUGGACUUGUGGAGAUACAUUUAAAACGAUUUAUUUCAUAGCGAGAACCACACCAUAUCAAUUUUGGGUUUGUAGUGUGAUGCAAGUAAUUAUCGAUUUACUUAUAUUAUUGCAAGUAUAUAUUUACAAAGGUAAUGAUUUUAUAAUAAGAAGAGAUUAA
Messenger RNA from Pediculus humanus corporis (human body louse), 735 nucleotides. RefSeq lists its product as uncharacterized. Gene Ontology annotation, cellular component: endosome; trans-Golgi network. Lineage: Eukaryota; Metazoa; Arthropoda; Insecta; Psocodea; Pediculidae. Gene Ontology annotation, biological process: phospholipid translocation; retrograde transport, endosome to Golgi. The transcript is spliced from 4 exons. The coding region runs from base 1 to 735 and encodes 244 amino acids. The record is from RefSeq and is a predicted model, not a curated record.